Musa acuminata AAA Group (dessert banana) is the source of this 1723-nucleotide messenger RNA. RefSeq lists its product as uncharacterized. The transcript has 5 exons. The record is from RefSeq and is a predicted model, not a curated record. Bases 103 to 1284 code for a protein of 393 amino acids. Lineage: Eukaryota; Viridiplantae; Streptophyta; Magnoliopsida; Zingiberales; Musaceae.
GCCUUGAAGUGCCCGGAAAUCUUCCUUGCUCGAUCGUGCCGCGUUUCCCUGCUUUUCCUCACUUCUCGACUUCAUCUCAGCAGCUCGAAGCAGCCUUUCCGCAUGGCCCUGAUCGCCGUCGUCGCCCCCGCUCUCUACGUCGUUGCUGUAGUUGGUGUCCUCUUCGUCGUCAACAUCUACCACCGUGGAGAUCCAGAUGAAGAUAUCGAGGCGGUGAUCACCAGAGCCGACGAUAAAGCUGCCGACUCCGGCGAGAGUGAGCUGCAGGUUGGCGGCGAUGGCCAAGUGGGUUGCAGAACCAAAACCUUCUUGUUCUCGUCGUUUCUACAGGUACCAAGGCACUUCUUUGUUUGCUUGCAGGAGAGCGGGGUGGAGACUCAUGUCAAGACUAUGCCGGAAAAGGUCGUGGAAGCCGGCAACCCCGAGGGCCGGGAGGAGCACCAUCGACUGCCGGAUGCAGGGGCGGCUCUCGUCGCCCAAAGGCAGGAGCAACGGAUGGGUAGGAACGGCUCUCGCGGCAGUGGAGAAUUGGAGAAAUUUCAGAUCACUUCUGCUGAAUCUGAUGAAGCAAGAUUGGGGAAAGGAGCAGAUUCUGAAGCAAGGCAGCACAUAAAUGCAAAUGCUAAACCAGCUUGUGGGAGUGAUGAUGAGAGCCCCAGAGGUCCUCUGCAACAAAAAGUCCAUGGGAAACCGAGUCAGAAGCAUGAUCAAGUGAACAGUGUGUCAUUGGAUCGACUGGCUGAGCAUCUCCAAACAACUUUGGGAGCUUCAGGUGUGAUCCAACCAGCUAAUGUUGAGACGGCUAUCGACGUGCAAACACUGUUGAAUCAACCGACGGAUGAAAGAGUAGUGCUGCACAGUCGCAGAGAAGAAGUGAUAAAAAGUGCCAUGAAGUUUUCAUACAUGUCAAUCGGCAUUUCUGGUGGUGCAUUGGUAACUAUCUUCUUUGGAUACUACGUAAACCAAUGGGGGCGGAUCCAUAGUUUUCAGCUCAAGAUCUGCACCUUGAUCAUGCUCGCAUCCUUUGUUUCUGGAGUCAGCAUCCCGCUGCUUAAUUUUCUCCAACACCACAUCAGUGUCUCUCUACGACUCUUCAGAAGCCUCAAGUGCACAGCCUUUGCACUACUUGUCCUGGCACUGCUCGACGUCUCCAUUCUUUUUAUGAAGAUACUUGCACUGUUUGCGUUCGUCCCAACAAUCGCCGUGGUUGUGAUCGUCUAUGUGAUUGCAUUCCGUGAGGCGCCGACGACGAGUGAUGACCAUCAUCAGCAACGCACGACUUGAGUAUAGAUAUAUGGUAACUGUUCUUAAUUCAUUAUCAUGAAUUGUUUUAUUUAUUACGAUUUAAAUAUUUUAAUUUUUUAUUCAUUGUAAAUGAAUCGUUAUUAUUAAAUAUUUUAUUUAAUAUCAUUAAAAUUUUUUAUUAUGGUUCAAACGUUACAAAUUUGAAUUACUUCUUGAACAUUACGAAGUUGGUAAUAAUAAAUGUUCGAGAACAUCUAUAUAAACGAGGAUUUUGGUCUUCGAGCUCAACAUCUCUUUAAAGGUUUAAGGAUUUUUUACAGCAUCUAAAGCGAGAGUUCUGAACCGAAAAGUGCCAAAAUUCAAGAAGAAAUCGUUGCUGAAAUUCUUAACAACAAUGACCGGAGGUAUGUAAUUUUGUUUUCACAUUAGUUUUUCUUGUAUUUCUAUUAUAAUAGUUUAGAAACACAUUUUGAUAUUA